CUCUAGGUAAGAGAGUUUCUUCCUCUUCUGAGACACAAAGAUGGCAACAGCUCUGACUGUCCUCCUCACCGUCUCCCUGCUGCAAGGUGCCCUGUGUGUAGAGUUUAAGGUGAUUAUGCCACAGACUAUACACGCUCUCAGUGGAUCCUGUGUGACCAUCCCCUGCUCCUUUGACGUACCCAACAUACAUAAACCAACGUUGGAUAGCACAUGCAGAGCAGUAUGGACAAUUCAUCAAGGAACCGUUGUGUUCAACAGCAGGGAUCCACAACAGACUACAAUAAAGGGGACACUGAUAGGAGACUUGACAAAAAAAGACUGCACCACAACCCUAAAUAACAUGCAAACUGCUGACAGCAAUACAUAUGCCUUUCGACUGGAAUGCAAUGCCCUGAAAUAUAAUUUUUUGCAAUCAACCGUGAAUAUUUCAGUCAAAGACGACCCUCCUAGACCUACUCUGACUCCUUCCACACUGAGGGUGAAGGAGGGAGCCUCGGUGAGAUUGGUGUGCUCUGCUCCAGCUCCCUGUCGGUCUCAUCUUCCAACUCUGACAUGGACCCCCGGCCUGGGGCUCAGUCAGGAGACACUGCAGGAGAAUGAGGACAAAAUUGAAGUCAAGACCUCUGUUGUGAAUUUCACGGCUUCUCACCAACAUCAAGGAAAGACCAUUUCCUGUACAGCCACCUACAACAAACAGGAAGGGAGUGCUGAGUCAGCUGUUAGCACAAGAUUAACAGCUAAUAUUUCAUUUGCUCCACAGAUCUUGCCAUCAUCUGAUUGCACCAAAGAUGAAGCCCAGCUCAACUGUUCCUGCAAGACCGCUGGAAACCCUUCUCCCACCUUACAGUGGUAUUUGGAUGGGUCACCUGUCAAUCACUCUGACAUGUUCUCCAUCAGUUAUGAGCCUCUGAAUGACACAGGUCUGAGGAGCAUCAUUGCUGUGAGUCGACAUGAGGAGAGGGAUCUUUCCACCCUGCUCUGCCGCAGCUACAACUCCCUGGGAUCUGCCAGUCAACUAUUCUGUGUCAACAGCCUUGGGCCUGAAACAUCUGCAAACAGCCAAGAUCGAGUGAUGUUUCCAGUCUUCAUCACCACAGUUUGCACUCUAUUAGUACUAGUCUGUGCUCUGCUGUUUGUUAUCAGGAUUCGGCGGACCCAACACAACCUUCAGGAGGGUCAACGCACGGGGGACACCAGCACAGUUAUGAGCCAACUUCUAACGAGUGGAGAGGGCAAUGAGAUACCAAACACAACAGAAGAAGACAUUUAUGUCAACAGCGAAGCGCUGAGACAGGCAGAUGUCGCCACCACAAUCAUCUCUGAGCCAAACAGCACCAACUUGCAAGGCAUGAGACAAAACAAUGCAGAAGGAGCCCGUAAAAGCUCAGAGAAGGAGAAAGGCAAUACUGUUAUUUACUCUAGUGUGAAUUGGAAUUCCAAGAAGAAGACAGAAAACUCUGUGGACAUGCAUCAGCCGGGAAGCGCCUCUCUGGAGGAGGAGAGGUGAAAGGUCAGAGAAAUUCAGGACUCUGAUCCGGCAUAAAACAUCUCUUCUCUUUUCUGAUAUUCAUGUAUUUGUAUGCAUGGUCCUUGUUUGAAUAAAUACAUAAAUGAAAAAAAAUAAAAAAAGAGGCAUACGCUGAAGCUUUGUGAGCAAUGCUGGAGAUGGGAAAUAUAUAUUUAGAUUAAUAAUAAUGAAACAUUUUCAUUAUUUACUGUGUAAUGCAUAUUAUUAUUAUAAGACACUGCAUUUUCUUUCUUAUAUUGAUGUUGGCAUGUGUUAAUUAAAAGAGUCCCUGCUGGUGA
This is a messenger RNA of Gymnodraco acuticeps, 1806 nucleotides long. Its product is annotated as sialic acid-binding Ig-like lectin 13. NCBI's taxonomy places the organism in Eukaryota, Metazoa, Chordata, Actinopteri, Perciformes, Bathydraconidae. The record is from RefSeq and is a predicted model, not a curated record.